GGGGGCUAGUGCCAAGUACACUUUUUCUUCUCGUAACUUUAACCCGACCGAGCCGCAACGCGGAAGGAGGAGGGACCAGGAGCUAAAGAAACCGCCGCGCACGCCGAGGCCAGUCGAGAAACAGAGAAGACCCGCGUACACCAUGAGGACGUACUUCGUGAUAGCCAGCAUCCUGCUCGCCGGUGCGACCGCCCAGGAGAACUUCAAGUGCCCCGACGACUUCGGGUUCUAUCCCCAUCACAUCUCCUGCGACAAGUACUGGAAAUGCGAUAACAACGUGGCCGAGCUGAAGACGUGCGGCAACGGGCUCGCGUUCGACGCCUCUGAUAGCAAGUUCCUCACCGAGAACUGCGACUACCUUCACAACGUCGACUGCGGCGAAAGGACGCAGCUGGAGCCCCCCAUCAGCACGCCCCAUUGCACCCGACUUUACGGGAUCUUCCCCGACGAGAAAAAGUGCGACGUCUUCUGGAACUGCUGGAACGGAGAGACCUCCAGGUACCAGUGCAGUCCUGGGUUGGCCUACGACAGAGAUGCCCGAGUCUGCAUGUGGGCCGAUCAGGUUCCUGAGUGCAGGAACGAAGAAGUAGCAGGAGGUUUCACCUGCCCUGCUGCCGGCGAGGUGAGCGGAGCUUCCGGGAGCUUCUCCAGGCAUGCUCAUCCCGAUGACUGCAGGAAGUACUACAUCUGCUUGGAGGGCAUCGCCAGAGAAUACGGAUGUCCCAUUGGGACCGUCUUCAAGAUCGGAGAUUCCGACGGAAGCGGCGCCUGCGAAGACCCUGAAGAUGUUCCCGGAUGUGAGGAUUACUACGGUGACCUGGACCUGAAGAGCAUCCGGAAGAGCGAGCUGCUAGCCGGAAUCCAGAGCUCGGGAGAGCCGAGGAACACCGCUAGGCCGUCCCAGGGCAAACCCAGGCCCACUGCACCCAUACCCGCGAGGCCCUCCGCACCCAUUCAAGACUAACUCUUUUCCACAUCCCUCCAUCCAUCCUCCAUCGCGGUGAUCCCGGCGAUCCCGGCUUCCCGUGGCGAGUGCCAAGAGUACCGACAGGAUGCACCAAGAGAGAGCAUGAGAGCGACCCGGGGGGACCCUGAAAUGGUCGGCCCGCCCGGAGGGAAAUCCACCAAAGGGCCUGUGCAUUAAAUUUAAUACAUUCGUCGCCACUUUCAUAGUCCGACGUUGGGUUUCGAUUGCUUUGCUCGGAGCUUCGUGAAGUUCCUAGUGGCCCCCGGAGGUCCUCUUGAGGUCCUCUUCAGGUCCUCUCGAGGUCCUUUUCGCUGGCCACCCAACUGGUGGGGAUAUUUCCGAACACAGUUAAUGAAAGUCUAGGGUGCCAAGUUGCUUGGAGUACGUUGUAUUGAAUUUAAUGCCAAAGCCUCUGGAACUAACAUUUGUCUGACCCUCCUACUCCGUCUUGGUAACCCUGGCUGCCCGUGGCGAGUGCCAAGAGUACCGAACGAAAAUGUGGCACGAGUGUGCGAUUUCUAAAGGAACUUGCACGUGAACGUUGCGAUUUUCGCGCCCGCGGUAAAUUUAAUACGAACCUAUUUCGCCAGCAAUUGUCACGUCAUUCUGUAUAGUCGGGUACUAAGCUUUUGAUGCCUACUUUGCCCGGAGCUUUCUGAAGUUCCUGGUGACCCUUGGAGGUCGACUUCGGGGUGAGCUGACCUGUUGAGCUCCGGAUGAAGUACUUGAAAUUCGUGGGGUACUUAUGAGUGGCAAUUGCUCGACUUUGUAUUGGAUUUAUUGCCGAUGCACUCGGGAUUAUCGGUCUUCUUCUAUUGGUGACCUCGGCUUCUCGUGCCAAAAGUACCGACGAUUAGGGUAAAAUGCCGAGGGGCAUGAUAUGAAUGGAACCCUGAGAUUUUUAUUAAAUGGCCGGCUUAUUGCGAAGAGAUUCAAUUCUAAUCAAUUUGGCAUUCUGGUAAUAUCUUGGUGAACCAAUGUGACUACUGUUCGCGAAUACUAGGUUAUGUUAAAUUAACACUGUUCAGUUAAUUUGAUAUUCCUGGUUACCGGCAUAAAUUGGUCGAAAAUGAUAAGAAACGAAUUAUUUCUCAAUUGUUUGGAAGCUUCUCUCUGCGUUCAAACGGGACCAAAAUGGCGGACUUAACUUGAUCUUACCUUGAGGAUUCUUGCCACGUGGCACUUGGCCAUUCGGGGCUAUAUAUGUGAUUCAAGCACGGUGAACCGAUGCCAAAACACGGAGGACUCGAGUCUUCGCACAAUCCGGAUCCAUACGUGCACAGAAUGUGAAAAACGUGUAAUACCGUGAAAAAAGUUCGAGCAUGGCCGAUCCGACGUGCGGGGUACGCUCUUGGCCUCGACUCGAAAAUCUCCUGAUUCCUCCCGAAAGUCUCGCCCUGCAAAAUCCAUCUUUAAAAUAAGAAAAAAGCCACUAAAUAAAAAGUGUACAAAACUCCUCGAAGUCUCGUUUGUGUCCUUGCGCUCGCUCUGCCCCGCGUUCCCAUUUUUGUCGUCUGCCGAUGUCUGGUUUUUUGUUCUUCCCGUCUCUUCUAUGUUCUCUGCAUGUCUAAGACGUCGUGAUCUAACGCACUCACUGCUCCCUCGUCCGGAAUCUUUAACGAUUAAUAAUAAAUCUAACAUCGAGGCUCGUCGCACGAUUUUAAAUAUUUUUUCUUUAAUUCUGGUGCUCCGGAAUUUCAACGAAUUCGCUGCACGGGGAAAGACAUUGUACAUAUUUCUCUGUAUAAUCAAAAUAAUCUCCCCAAAUGAAGGAACAAGCAAUUCUAGCCUUGGUCUAAAUAGUGGAAAAGAUUCGACAGAGAGUCGUUGCAAAAGAUUUUGCAAAAACUAAACACUUACAAGCAUUGGGCGAAGUUUUCAAUCUAUCGCUCUGCAGCUCAGUAUAAUAUUUUUUCUCGAUCCUCCUGGCAUUAGAAACGAUAUAAUUAAUUGAAGCCAGAUGGAGUUUGUACAUUUAAUGAUUCCCCACCGAACCGUGAUGUUCGUGCUGCAAGUGAAUUUUCCUCUACUGUAAGAAACAUUGAAACAGUACCUUCUACCAAGAGGAUCGAUUUACACGAAGGAGAGAAUGUUUCGCCAGUAUACAGUGGCGGACAUGAAUGCCUCCCCUGCAGAUACGGCAUCGUCUGUGCAGGAUGGGAGGGCAUUGAUGUCUCCCAGUCUACAUGUUUCCUCGUCUAAUAUCAAUCUACCGCAACCGUGAAUUUUUGUCUUUUCUUCCCUACGCGAGCUAAAUAGAAGCCAGUUAUCAUAUUAAUAGGAAGUCCAGUUAAUGAUUUACCGAAACAAUGGCAUGAAUUCGAUUUCCGUGACCCUCGCCAGCAUUCGUGUCACCUAGCGGCCGCGAUUGCGGAGCAAAUGAAUAAACUGCUAAAAUACAUUUCUCAGCGAGGACUACUACGGCGACGUGGAUCUAAAGGCUCUUCGUAAGCAGGGAUUCAAGAAAUAGGAAGAAGGCUUUAAAGCGUUUUAGGCCCUAAAGGUUUAAGCACGAUGAUGGCCGGACUGGGAGCAAAGCUUGCCAGCUUAGUGGACGAAGUGGAGAACAUUUGUGAUGAGAACAUUAUCUCCGGUCCGGAACCUCUCUGGUCACGCUCUCUAAUUGCAGAGGCCCUCCUACGAUACUCUUAUGUAGUCUUUCCAUUAGCAUUUGUAC
Orussus abietinus is the source of this 3644-nucleotide messenger RNA. RefSeq names its product protein obstructor-E (gene Gasp). The transcript has 4 exons. NCBI's taxonomy places the organism in Eukaryota, Metazoa, Arthropoda, Insecta, Hymenoptera, Orussidae. Gene Ontology annotation, cellular component: extracellular region. The record is from RefSeq and is a predicted model, not a curated record. Bases 143 to 964 code for a protein of 273 amino acids. Gene Ontology annotation, molecular function: chitin binding.